Molecule: messenger RNA, 1944 nt
Organism: Vespula vulgaris
Lineage: Eukaryota; Metazoa; Arthropoda; Insecta; Hymenoptera; Vespidae
Gene: Taz
Product: tafazzin
Exons: 6
Coding region: 98-1060 (320 amino acids)
Biological process (GO): cardiolipin acyl-chain remodeling; inner mitochondrial membrane organization
Cellular component (GO): mitochondrial membrane
Molecular function (GO): 1-acylglycerophosphocholine O-acyltransferase activity
Source: RefSeq, a predicted model, not a curated record
CGCGCUUUUUAAAGUGGCGCCAUUUAAAGAUUGAUAUCGCGCAUGGCCAGCGAGGCGCUGUUUCCUUCUCGUGAACGUCACGUUCGAGACGAGUGUUAUGGUUCGAUCGUCUCACGUGACGCACUUCAUGAAAAAUGGUGUGAAGUUGGCAGGAAGAUGGCUGAUCAGAAUUACGAAAGAGUGGACAGUCCCUCGCGGGGAUACCGCUUCCCAUUCCCUCGCAGAACUACAUUACUUCUCAUUUCUUCGUUCACCGAAGUCAACGAAACAUAGCACUAUGAUGUACGAUAUCAAGUGGAUCAUACCUAAACUUCGAACUCCAACAAGAUUAUGGAACAUAGCAAGCAGCAUAACCUUCGCCGCUGUUGGAAUAUUCUCAAAGAUUCUAAUAGAAUGGCUGAAUAAAGCAUUGGUGUACAACAAACAUAUCAUUACCCGGGCCUUAGAUGAACGACCAAAAAAUGUUCCUCUUAUAACUGUCUCGAAUCAUCACAGUUGUUUCGACGAUCCUGGAAUAUGGGCCACACUGGACCUGAGACAUUUGCUGAAUCGUCGAAAGAUGAGGUGGUCCCUCGCCGCACAUGACAUUUGUUUCACGAAUGUUUGGCAUUCCUACUUCUUUAUGCUUGGCAAGUGCAUACCUAUUAUACGAGGCCAUGGUGUUUAUCAGGAAGCUAUUGACUUCUGCAUCGAAAAGCUGACUUCUGGGGAUUGGAUCCACGUGUUUCCUGAAGGAAAAGUCAACAUGUUUAAAGACAAUAUGAGGUUGAAGUGGGGUAUUGGAAGAUUGAUAUUAGAAUCGCCUGUUACACCGCUAGUGAUUCCUAUAUGUCAUCUUGGCAUGGAUCAAGUGCUUCCUAACGAGCCGCCUUACAUGUUUAAAACGCGAAAAAAGGUUACCAUGAAUUAUGGUGAACCUAUAGAUUUUAGUGAGUUGUUGAAGAAUUUAAAAAAAGCUAAAGCCACAGAAGUAGAAGCCAGAAAAGCUAUCACUGAUCAUAUUCAGGAAGAACUUCUCAGAUUAAAGACAGCAACGGAAAAGCUUCAUGAAAAAUUAUGACAGCAAAUUAAAUUUCACAGAUAAUUUUUUCCUAGCAUUAAUUGUCAUUCGCCAAUACAAAGAUGGAAAAAUAUUGGUAAAGAUAUACAGUUUAAAUUUUACAUAUCGUUUUAAAGGUAUUAACGAAAUACAAAAUUGGAAAAAAUCAUUAAUUAGUAAUUACAUAAUUUUACAUUAUUUCUUUGUUUUUUUUUUUUUUUUUUUUUGAAACUGAAUUUGUUGAAAAAUAUGUAUCUAUAUAGAAAAUAUGUAUGAUAUUUAUCAAUGUAAAUUGUAAUUUAUUUUUUAUCCAUUUAGUAACACAUAUCACUAUGUACAUAUUUAUGCAAUAAUGACAAAAAGGCGAAUGGGAAAAAUUUAUCAAUAUAUUUAAUCAAAAGCUUCCUAAAUAAAAAUUCUUGAAUAUGCAAGAUGUAGAUAAUUUUGAAAAUGCUAUGACUUGUAUUUUUAGUAUGACUUGAUGAUUUAAUGUUUAGUUUAAGUUAAAUUAUUAAAGUAUCAAUAUACUUUCUUAUAUAUAUGGUUGAAAGGAGAUUAUAUAUAAUCUUAUAAUCUUUAAUAAUUUAUCAAAAAACUAUAACGUAAUUGAACAUUGAAAAAAAAUUUGUUUCUUUAGAACUAUUGAUCACAGUAAUUAUAACAAUUCUAUUAUAAUGAAAUAAUAAUCCUAUUGCAAUUACCAACUGUAUAAUUAUCUAGAAAACUGUAUGUACUCGUUUAUCAGCUUUUAAAAGUUUGUUCUUAAUAGUAAGUUUGUACUAUUAAUACAAUUAUAACAUUUUCCAUUAUUCGUUGAUAUUUAUUUUCAUAAAUUAUAUAAAUUUUUUUUAUAAAAAAAUCAAUGAACCAUAUUAAAAAACAGUUUGAAAUAAAUAAAACGUAAA